Molecule: messenger RNA, 1869 nt
Organism: Cucumis melo (muskmelon)
Lineage: Eukaryota; Viridiplantae; Streptophyta; Magnoliopsida; Cucurbitales; Cucurbitaceae
Exons: 9
Coding region: 85-1578 (497 amino acids)
Molecular function (GO): catalytic activity
Source: RefSeq, a predicted model, not a curated record
AAGAAGUAAUUAAUGAUGGGGUGUAUUGAUUGAUAUUUGUUGUAUUUCCUUUUCUUUAAUCCAAUUUCAACCGAAAAUCUAGCGAUGAAGCUCCCAGUGGCGAGUAAAGAUGGUUCUCUCUCACUUCCACUCUCACACAUCGCAUCUCUCCGCCUCCACCUGCCAUCUCCGCCGCCGCAUUCACUUCCUCGCUCUCUCUCAUGGCGGCCUUCCAUCAAACGGAACAUCUCUCUCUCCAACAAUCCGCACCACAAGCCGCUCUCCCGAGUCAUGGCGAUGUCAGCUAGAAUCAACGAUGAAUCUAUAGUUGAAUCUCCAGCAAAGGCUCUCCGGAGGAUUCUGGAGAUGCCUGGCGUCCAUCAAGGUCCCGCUUGUUUCGAUGCUCUCAGUGCUAAGCUAGUCGAGAGAGCUGGAUUUCUCUACUGCUUUACCAGUGGAUUUUCUAUAUCAGCUGCUAGAUUGGCGUUGCCAGAUACAGGUUACAUAUCAUAUGGUGAAAUGUUGGAUCAAGGGCAACUGAUCACUCAAUCAGUGUCAAUUCCUGUCAUUGGAGAUGGUGAUAAUGGAUAUGGCAAUGCAAUGAAUGUGAAGAGGACUGUUAAAGGAUAUAUUCGAGCAGGAUUUGCGGGGAUCAUACUAGAAGAUCAGGUAUCUCCAAAAGCUUGUGGCCAUACACAAGGUAGGAAAGUGGUAUCGAGAGAGGAGGCCGUGUUGCGGAUAAAAGCAGCUGUUGAUGCUAGAAAAGAAAGUGGUUCUGACAUUGUCAUUGUUGCUAGAACUGAUUCUCGUCAGGCAGUGUCCCUUAGUGAAUCACUGAGGAGAGCUAGGGCCUUUGCAGAUGCUGGAGCUGAUGUUCUUUUCAUUGACGCACUAGCUUCAAAAGAUGAGAUGGAGGCCUUCUGUAAAAUUUCACCUAAAGUACCUAAAAUGGCCAAUAUGCUUGAAGGAGGGGGAAAGACACCUAUUCUUAGUCCUCUUGAACUGGAGGAAAUGGGCUUUAAAAUUGUUGCUUACCCUCUUUCCUUGGUUGGUGUAUCAAUUCGAGCAAUGCAGGAUGCACUGCUUGCAAUUAAAGGAGGUCGAUUGCCUUCUCCUGGAACCUUGCCAACUUUCGCAGAGAUGAAGGAAUUAUUGGGUUUCAACUCUUAUUACGAAGAAGAGAGGAAAUAUGCUUCUGCUGUUAGCCAGCCUUCAAUUAAAGUGGACAGUAGCAUAACUAGUCUUCAACGGAAAGUUGAAGAUAAUAAAGAGAAGAAAGGCCAAAGUCCUCAAGGUCCAGCUGUCGAAGUGAUUACUCCUGAGAUAGUCAGAAGCUACGAUGAUGAUGGAUCAAGAGGUCCCUUCUCUGGCAUCUGGUCGCGGAGAUUGAGAGUCAAAAUAACCGGAAGAGAUGGCUUUGAGAGGCUUGAUGUUAGAAUUCCUGCAGGGUUCUUGGAUGGACUAACAAACAUUGUUCCAGCUUUGGGAGGUGUAAAUAUCAAAGAACUGAUGGACGAUGCAGCUGGAGAAGUGGGAGGGAAACAGUUGCUGGAUUUUGUUGAUGGCAUGGGUGACCGAAUUGAGGUCUUCUUGGAGUAACUUCAUUUUAUUUAUUGCAACUGUCAUAAAAAUCCCAGAGUGAAUGAAGCAGCUCCGAUGAUCGGGUGUGGCCUCAAUAAUUGAAGCACGAAUGUACGGCCAACUGCAUCAGGGUGGCUGCAUUAUAGCUAUUUGAUGCAAGAAAAUUUCACAUCUUACAAUGGAAUGGCCGUACGAGUUGUACCCUUUUGUUUUCAUUCGUUUGGGAAGGAACAUUUCCCUUGGGCAAGACUUAAUGCUUACUCAAGUUAUGAAAUUAAUUGAACACAAAUAAACACCUUGCUUGGAUAA